Molecule: messenger RNA, 4332 nt
Organism: Xenopus laevis (African clawed frog)
Lineage: Eukaryota; Metazoa; Chordata; Amphibia; Anura; Pipidae
Gene: kcnb1.L
Product: potassium voltage-gated channel subfamily B member 1-like
Exons: 3
Coding region: 490-3114 (874 amino acids)
Source: RefSeq, a predicted model, not a curated record
AGGAUUGCAGAGGGGAGGAAAGAAAGAAAAAAAAACAUAAAGCAUCAGGUUCAGACCAGACUUGUUGAUCUCCAUCAGGAGCCUGCAGGAAAAAAAAAAAACCCAGGAAAGAUCAUCCGUUAUCUGUAUCCACCUGCUUUUCUCUGCAUGGUCCAGGGAUAGAAAGAGGAGCCCCUGGGGCUGGUUCUGAAAAGGAAGAUCCAAGAAGGAUCCGGGGGUUCUGCCUGUUGGGGAAGGAGAGGUUUCUCUGCAUGCAAACAAACUGGGAUACUACUCUGAAGGCUGGGAAGGAGGUCAUCAGGAUUCCACGGAGAAAAUGUCCCACCGGUCUGCCGCUUCCCUGAUGCUCUCGGAAUGGAGGUGAAAUGGAAUAAGUUGGCACCUCCAUGUGACUUUUGAUUUUUUUUUCCCCCCCCACCCCCUACUACCCUCCCCAAGGUAGAAGCCGUUCCUUAGAUUUUAAGAGAGAGGUUCAUUCCGCUCACAGCUAUGCCCGGGUGGAUGAAUAAGCAUGGAUCUCGAUCGACUACCUCGUUGCCUCCGGAUCCCAUGGAUAUUAUCAGGAGCAAGGCUUGCUCUAGGAGGGUGAAGUUAAACGUUGGGGGGUUGGCACAUGAAGUUUUAUGGAGGACCCUGGAUAGGUUACCGAGAACCCGGCUUGGGAAACUUAGAGACUGCAACACUAAUGAAUGCCUCAUGGAAAUAUGCGACGACUACAACCUGGAGGAGAACGAGUAUUUUUUCGACAGACACCCCGGCGCCUUUACGUCCAUCUUGAACUUCUACCGUACGGGGAAAUUGCACAUGAUGGAGGAGAUGUGCGCCCUGUCCUUCAGCCAAGAGCUGGACUAUUGGGGCAUCGACGAGAUCUAUCUGGAGUCGUGCUGCCAGGCUAGAUACCACCAGAAGAAGGAACAGAUGAACGAGGAGCUCAAGCGAGAAGCGGAGACCCUACGGGAGCGAGAAGGGGACGAGUUUGAUAACACCUGUUGUGCCGACAAGAGGAAAAAACUGUGGGAUUUGUUGGAGAAACCAAACUCAUCGGUAGCAGCCAAGAUCUUGGCAAUUAUAUCCAUCCUCUUCAUUAUAUUAUCUACAAUUGCCUUGUCACUAAACACACUUCCAGAUCUACAAGGUAUAGAUGAAUUUGGACAAACCACAGACAAUCCUCAGCUGGCACAUGUGGAAGCUGUUUGUAUUGCAUGGUUCACAAUGGAAUACCUCUUGAGAUUUUUGUCUUCACCAAAUAAGUGGAAGUUUUUUAAGGGACCACUAAAUGUCAUUGACUUGCUAGCGAUCUUACCGUAUUAUGUCACAAUAUUCCUCACGGAAUCAAACAAAAGUGUACUUCAAUUCCAAAAUGUCCGCCGGGUGGUGCAGAUAUUCCGAAUCAUGAGAAUACUUCGAAUUCUUAAACUGGCCAGGCACUCUACCGGUCUUCAGUCCUUGGGUUUCACCUUGAGAAGGAGCUACAAUGAACUCGGGUUGCUCAUUUUGUUUUUGGCAAUGGGUAUCAUGAUAUUUUCCAGCUUAGUGUUUUUUGCCGAGAAGGAUGAGGACGAUACAAAGUUUAAAAGCAUACCAGCCUCAUUUUGGUGGGCCACGAUCACAAUGACAACGGUUGGCUAUGGUGACAUCUACCCUAAGACGCUUCUGGGUAAAAUAGUGGGAGGUUUAUGUUGUAUUGCGGGGGUUCUGGUAAUAGCUCUUCCAAUCCCUAUUAUAGUCAACAAUUUUUCAGAGUUCUACAAAGAACAGAAGAGGCAGGAGAAAGCCGUCAAGCGUAGGGAGGCAUUGGAAAGAGCCAAACGAAAUGGUAGCAUUGUUUCCAUGAAUAUGAAAGAUGCCUUUGCUCGUAGUGUAGAACUUAUGGAUGUGGUUGUGGAAAAGACAGAUGAAACCUCAGGAAGGAAAGAUAAAGUCCAAGAUAAUCACUUAUCACCUAGCAGAUGGAAAUGGACAAAGAGGACCUUGUCAGAGACAAGUUCUAAUAAAUCUUUUGAUGCAAAAGAGCAAGCAUCUCCAGAGAAGACUCGAUCCAGCUCAAGUCCUCAACACCUCAAUGUCCAGCAGUUAGAGGACAUUUACAACAAAAUGGCAAAAACACAGUCUCAGCCAAUACUUAACGCAACAGAUUUAAAUCAGCCUAGCAAACCAGCAGAGGAGCUAGAGAUGGAAGCAAUUCCUGGUCCUAGAGUACCAAUGUUAGCAACUCACCGAGAGGGAGUUAUUGAUAUGAGAAGCAUGUCAAGCAUAGACAGUUUCAUAAGCUGUACAGCUGAAUUCCCAGAGUCCGGUAGGUACUCACAUAGUCCCCUUGCCAUUCUUCCAUACAAGAUGAAUAUAAAUCCAGGGCAGAACACUUCUCAUGGGUAUAAAGAAAGUCGUGAUAGACCAUUAUCCUCAGAUGUUAGCAGAGAGAGUUUUACAGAAAUUCACCCCAAAACUGAUUUAAACCGUCAUUCUACAUAUAUUUUGGAAAGUCCAAAAACUUUAAUGAAGGUCAAAAACCCUUUAAUGUUGAGGUCAUUUAAAGUCAACUUUUUAGAAGGAGAUAAUAGCACACUGCUACCUGCACCAAAUGUAUUAAGCCCCACAUCACAUAGACAGGAAGGCCCAUCUAAGCUAGACACCUCUUUCAUUUCUGAACAUUCCAUACGAAGUCCAGAAACUUCACUGUACACCACAGCUAGUGCAAGGACACCCUCCAAAUCUCCUGAGAAACACAUGGCAAUAGCUUUUACUUUUCAUGAUGCUAAUGUACAUAAAUACAUAGACGCUGACACUGAUGAUGAGGGACAACUGCUGGAUGGAUUGGAUUCCAGUCCUUCCAAAGAAUUGCUAGGAACCAUGAGCCCAAAAUAUAACAUAACGAAUAGCGGCCAUCGAAUGCAGAGAGAUAAUGUCCAUAGAGGGGACAAGAACCACUUAGAGAGCGCUCCUUUCUUGAGUUCAUCAAGGUAUGUAGGUCAAAACUGCAUUUACUCAACAGAAGGUAUGACUGGAAGAGGUCAGGGCAAUCUGGAGACAGUCAAGAUGGACAACCACAUUUCACCAGAAGUCCAUGUGCUGCCCGGUGGUGGACAUUCAAAUAAACAUGAUCCCAGCAUCUGAUCUAAAAGACAAUAAACAUUGUGAGAACUGUUCACUCAUGCACACAGAGCUUCUGCAUGGCAUAAACAUGAACCAGAACUAGCAUCCUCUCCCUUUAGUUAGAGGGAAGGCGUUGAGAGGCGGACAAUGAACAAUUCUUCUCUUUGAGGAUGUUUUCUAAACCAUGCUAGAGAUGUCAGCCACCACUUUGGUAGAAACAAAAAUUGCUAUUAUUUGAUCUCCUUUAAUGAACACUCUCUCUCUCUCUUGAAAGCCAUUGUGACCAAAUACCCCCUUAUGUAAGAGGAACCUGCUUUUUUUAUUUAUACAACUUUCAUUUUAUGACGAAGGUAAAGAGGAAACAAAACAGGAAUAUUCAGGUCAUUGUGGAUAGCUGGGAUAAGAAAUACGUUUAAUGACUUUUUGGUUUCAUCCCUGGUCACACAAUACUAAAGAAGAAUAAGAAGAAAAAAAACAGGGACAAGAAUAGAACUGUGUUUAUCUAUUUCUUUAUUUUUUUGUAUUUAUUUGUAAUUUACUGAAACAUAGUCAAGGUGAGUUGCACCAGUUGAUCUGUAUUAUGGAAACAAAUUAUACAUCAAAUGAUCCUGCUCAAUUUUGAAAGAAUAUUAUCGGGGGAGGUUGGGACAUUAACACUACAUCAUUCUAACAGAUGGAAAAUUCACCUAGACAAGUUUUCCUGCCUUUUUUUUGGUAAUAUUUUCAUGCAGGACAUGAUAUUUACUACGAAUGUUGUUCUCGGGCACAUUGCUUGACCUGGUGUAAAGAAAAUGCCUAAUUAACGAGGCAAAUUUUUAGGCCAAGACAAAUCUCAAUGCCUUAAAGAAUAUCAAAAAAUAAAAAUUACAUUGAGAAUUAUUAGUCAUGGGAGCAUUUUCCCAAUCAGGCAUGAAAACCCAUAGAAAAAAGGUGGAAGAUUUGGCUCGGCAAGUUAUUCACCUGUUUGUAAAUCUAGCCCUUAUCUUUUUCUACUUAGACACAUGAAUUAUAACUGCUGUAAAUAAUUUACAAUUGCAUAUUUUACUUCACAGACAGGGCUGUCUUUUGGGUUGGUGUGGCACUGAUAUUUAAGUAAGAAGAGGCAACAUCUCAUCAUACCUGCUAUACCAUAGUAAAAGUCUCUACCCAUAAGGCUAAUAUCAUCACUGCUACUAUAGGCACCAUCUCUCCCUACUAUACCUGCUAUCCUACAGUCACACUCCCUUCCCAGAGACUAUU